UGAGUGCGGACCGCGGGAUGCUGAGCGCGGACCGAGGAUGCUGGGCGCGGGCCGCGGGGCGCUGGGUACGCGCUGUGUCGGGCGCUCGGGCUGCUGCACCGCCCCGGCGCGGGCGGAGCUUGGCGGGCUGCGCCGGGAGCCGCGGGCGGGAGCGGGACGCUUCGUUCGUAUUCUUUAACUUAGCAAAACCAUCUGUUCACUCUCCCCCGCCCUCUCGAAGCUGGAUGUCCUCGUAGCCCACCGGGGAGGGGAGGAGGAGAAGGACGUGUGCGGGCAGGGCGAGCCCGCCGCCUGCAUCCCGGCAGCGUGAGCGCCCUGCGGCUCCGCGGGCGCGGGCAGCGGGCGGUCCGCCCUCGGCAGCCGGCCACCACCGCCCGGGACGGCAACCGGCUACCGGGGCUCCUGGUGCCGCCGCUCGGGACGUGUUUGUCGCCAGACUUGGGUGCCUGUUUUCGCUUUGGGUCGCUGUGGAUGAAAGAUACAGAAAGACACCCAUUGUCAGAGGAAAGGAGGGUAGCUGCCAUUGAUAGGGCUGUCCUUUGCUCUGAAGGAGGAGACCAUGCUGAGGCAUCUUUUUAAGAUACCUUCCAUUCUGAACAUCAAAAAACAUCAUCUAAUAUUAUCCUAGGUUUAAACAAGAAAGAUGAAUUUGAGAUGAUUGUUCACUUGGUUCUGUUGCCCUGGAAUUACUGCAGAGCAGACCCCUGGAAAGACACAGCGCAGAAAAACAGUCCUGAGCUGCAAUACAGUGUUUCAUACCUGCAUAACCAUCUAAGAGAUAUCUCAUCUGAGCAAAGAUCACCAGGCUCCUGAGAUGAUUUCAUCUGUGAUGGAAUGACUUCUGGGAAACUGCUUCAGCAAAGGGCACCCAGCAUCUCUGCCCUCACUGAACCAUGACAAAGUCCGAAAUGAACCACACUUUGAUGUAUAACCUGAGCUUUGGUGCACCUGCACAUCCUGUUGAGCCAAGGGCUGGACUCUCACGAAGUGGGCACACAGUAGUGGCUGUUUUUCUUGGAUUAAUCUUGUUUUUCGGUUUCUUGAAUAACUUGAUUGUCCUCAUCCUCUUCUGCAAAUUUAAAACCCUGCGUAACCCAGUCAACAUGCUUCUCCUGAACAUCAGCGUCAGUGACAUGUUAGUGUGCAUCUCGGGAACUACCCUCAGCUUUGCAUCCAACAUCCGUGGCAAAUGGAUCGGAGGGGACCAUGCUUGUAGGUGGUAUGGCUUUGUCAAUUCCUGCUUUGGUGUCGUGUCCCUGAUCUCCCUGGCCGUGCUGUCCUACGAGCGUUACAGCACUCUCACCCUGUGCCACAAGCGCAGCGAUGAUUUCCGCAAGGCUCUGCUGGCAGUUGGUGGUUCUUGGAUUUAUUCCUUGGUCUGGACCGUGCCGCCUCUGCUUGGUUGGAGCAGUUACGGGGUAGAAGGGGCAGGCACAAGCUGUUCAGUACGCUGGUCUUCAGAGUCAGCUGAGUCCACGUCCUACAUCAUCUGUCUCUUCAUCUUCUGCUUGGUUGUCCCCGUGAUGGUCAUGGUGUACUGCUACGGGCGCCUCCUGUACGCGGUCAAACAGGUUGGAAAAAUCCACAAGAAUGCUGCCCGCAAAAGAGAAUACCACGUCCUGUUCAUGGUGAUCACUACAGUUAUCUGUUAUCUGGUGUGCUGGAUUCCGUAUGGGGUUAUAGCAUUACUUGCAACAUUUGGCAAGCCGGGUGCUGUGACUCCAGUUACAAGCAUCAUACCUUCCAUCCUAGCAAAAAGCAGCACUGUUUGUAAUCCCAUUAUCUACAUACUUAUGAAUAAACAGUUUUACAAAUGCUUUCGUCAGCUUUUCCACUGCCAACCUCCUUCCUCCACUGAUGGAGAGCCCACCUACCAUUCCAAGGUAACUGUUAUCCAGCUGGAUCAGAGGGCGGACGGUGGAAACGUGUGCAAUAAUGAACCACACCCAGAAACAGACAAUAAAAUUACUUCUCUCCUGUGCCCAGAGACAACUUCAAAAGCUAUACCACCAACAUCUUAGAAAAACUGGCUCUGAUGGAAAGUACAAGCCUUAAGCAAAGUGUGUUUUAUUAUUUCACUGCCACAUUACCAAACUAGCUCUACUAGUAAUAAAGGAAGUUGCCAUUUGUGGGAUUGAAAAACUGUCAAGAACAAAAAUUGUGACUCCUUAAUAACAGAAAAUUAGCCGCUUAACUCCCAGUAUGGUUCAGCCAUAGCAAAAUUUUAAGCAGUAUCUUUGACUUGCUUGUGAAUUAGUUAAUGGAGUACUUUUAGAAGUGGUAGAGUUUUACCUUCUAGUCAUCAGUGGUUCAAUAUCCUCCAGAAUCAACCUAAAAGGCACACUGGGCUAUCUGGUUUAGCUCCUUACUUUUCCUGCCUGGUUCCAUCCAGACCAUGUCUUGGGAUUUCAGUCUAGUUUGCUCAUAAACAACCAUAGCUUCUACUUACGUUUUUGUUCAUGCUGGACAAUGAUGUUUGGCAGGAGGAAAGACAUUGACUUGGCAGACUAUUUUUUGAGUGGUAACUGCUAAGUUAUAGCACAUUCUUGUGUUGAAGUCUGAAAGAUGAGCUACAACAACAAGUGGAGAUUACCGCAUUCAGAACUGUCCCUGUGCUAGGGGCUUAUCUGUCCUGGUGGAAUCAGGAGGACUCCUGAUGCUUCCAGGCCUUGUAUACAUGUCAAAUCCUCAAACCCUGGUCUGGGCAAAAAUGAUGGGCAGUGCCAGGCUGUUCUUCCUUUAGCACCUCUAACACUACAGACCUCCAGCCCAUGGGACCAACAGUGUGGUACAAUCAGGACUUCCAUCCAAAUCAUAUGUGGGUGAGAUGCAGGAUAACACAUGAACUUGAGGAGAUAGGUCCCUUUACUUAGCUGGCAGAGCCCCCAGAUUCUCCCUUGAAAUGAUCUGCUCCUGCUGUUCUGCACUGAAUUUAAAAAAAAUAACAAAAAAAGGGGACGGAGAAGGAAGAAUUAAAAAAAAAAAAAAAGUUAUUUUUGGAAAGGAAGCCAUCUUUUUUGUACAAAUACAGUCCUCUCUAAAGUAGAGAAGAAAUGGUUUCAUUUCUGUCUCAUGCCUUGCAGUAUGUGAAACCCGUCCACAGGGGACAGCCCUAGUGUUGUAGAGCCAUUACUUCAAACUCAGUUUACAAAAAAUGUUAAUUGAGCAUCUUUAAAAGAAUAGCAGCAAUUUAGACCACUAGGACAUUUACAUCAGUCCAUGUACUAAGAUAUAUUCAGGUUUUAUUCUAUGUUUUUUUCUAAUGCCAUGUGUCUAGGUUGUUUUUCUUAAGUCCCUAAAACAGCACUGCCAACAGAGCUCCCUGGACUACAGGUCUCACAUUCCAUCCCAUGUUUUUUUCAUACCACUCUUUAACCCUGUUCCUCUCUUUGCUUGGUUUUAACAUGGCAGGGAGCUACUGACAUCUUUAUCCAGCAGAUAUAAGUGUGCCAAGCUGUCUGUAUUUUCGUCUACCAUCCCUUCUCUCCUCCAUUUAGCUUCAGUGAUAUUAUAAAUUUUUUUAAUCACCAAUUGCUUUGUGCCACUUACAUGACUCCCAAAAUAUUUUUUGCAUUAUGUUUGAACUUUAAUGUUUCGGUUGCAGUCCCAAAGCUAAAGAAGAGGAAUGUGCCUAACUGCUGUCAGACUUAAUCUUGGUUCCAUUAACUCAUUUUGCUUGCCUGUCUAUUCUGAGAAGUCCCACGUUGGUUCCCAAUUGUUAUAUUUACACAUUUCUGUCUGUAUUAUUGCUUUUUAAGUUUCUCUUUUGUGGCUGAAAUUUUCUACCACACCUGUAAUGCCAAAGUGUGCCUUGUUCAUGUCCUAUCCCUGUACUGCCCUCUGAGUAUGUCUUUACAUUUAGUUCUUUUGUCUGUAUACUUUUCACAUCACCGCCCAGUUCAACAUCAUCUGCAUCAACUUUGCUCCAUAUCUCAGCACUCCUCCAGGAUUACCAGUAUGAAUGAGAACCUCAUUGUUUGAUAGUCUGUAAGGUGAAGAAUUUCCACAUGAUACACUUCAAAAUUUGUCUUGGCUAACAGUCCUUAAAACAAUUUUCAGGUCAAUGCACAAUUAUUAUAUAUAUAUAAAGCAGCACAGACUGUCUUACAAGUGACCUAAGGAGCUAUUAAUAAACAGGAUGAAACGGUCAUUGUCUCAAUGCAAUACAGAGUCUGGACAGAAUUAAUCUUACUGAGAUGUUCAUGCCCAUCUCUGACCUUGCUGGUUUAAAGCAUUCUUUACAGACAAUGCAGGAGAUAGGUAUUUCUAGGGCAAAAUUCAUCUGACUUAUUUUAGAUGUCUUCUUUAGGAUGUGUUGAAUUGUUCACUUACAGAGAACUUUCCUAUUAGUGUUGUUUCUCUCCACUGACUAGAAACCAAAAAUAAGAGUCUGGCACUUGGCUAUAAAGAACCUUCUCCUCCACUCUCCUGUAUAAGUAGCUUUCGGAGCAUCAUGAAAAAUAAUAUAAUUGGCUUUUCCAGAAGCACAAGGAGAAGAAAUAAAAACGAGGCAUGAUCAAAUGUGCCCCUGCUGCAGUUACCAUCACCUGAGAUAGGUAUCACGGGCUAAUUUGCUGUCAGCGGAAGACAGUGGGCACUUUUUGGAAGCAGUGCAUAUCUAAAGGAUUGUAUAUGCCACUCCCCAGAAGCUCCUAUUUUUUUUCUGUUGGCUGUAGGAGAAGCCUGAGUAGCAGCAUGGAUAGCUGCACUCCCAGUAUGGGACAAAAAUUUCACGUGCUGAGGAAAAUUUGGGGCUCACAGUAAUAUUUAGGAGGUACCUAUUUUUUGCUCUAAUAAUUCUGAGGGUGACUAACACAAAUACAGAACUGCACUGGAAACAGCUGAAGUCAGGAAGCACAAAUCCUGCUCUCUGACUGACCCAGACAUGGACCAUACAGAUAGGGCAAAUUUAUGUGCAAGGAUUAGGCUGCAGGCAGAUAUGGGGUUUUUUUCCAGCAUUCAUAAAUUCUAAGGUACAGGAAUGGGAGUAAAAGCAGAGAAUUACAAAGUAUUUAGGGAAGGCCAGUAGACAUGCACAACUUGAGAAAAUGUAAAAACUGAAAGGGAAAGCCUAUAGGCUAUCUAUAGCAUCUAAACAGAAAAAAACUUUUUAGAUCUUAAAUAUCCAGUCCUUGUUUCACAUUAACAAAAAGGUCAGGGUAUCCAGCCUGAUUUUAGUUUUGACAAACAUAACUGGUGCUACCAUACAUUCAAAAUCACAACUGAAGAUAAUUCUGCAUAGGCCACUCUAAUCUAAUUCUAAUACUCUUGCUGGAUUUUCCAAAGUCAUUUGGAUUCUGAUUGUAAAAAUGGAAAAAUGCAAAAUAAUUCUGCCUGUUUUGUGGUAGAACAUUCAAAGGUGUGCUUUGUGAAUGUUUUAUAGUUGAAUGUCAAUGUUCGUGAACACCCAACUGAAUAUUUAAAAAAAAAGAAAGGGAAAAAAAGAAUUGUGAGCAUAGAAUACUCUUUCAAAAAUACUAUCAAAUUUAUUAUUCCAAAGAAAUUAUGUGGUUGUCAGAGAAACAGUCAAAUGCAACUUUGUUAUAACAGUGCAAUUGUAGAUGCUAAACCAGUAUUACAUAUUUUGAAAUAUUAUAUAUUAGUAUUUCAAAAUUCUUAGAAAAGUGUGUUAUCUCUUCUUGGCAUUUUGGUUAAGAUCAAGUGUAGUGUAGUACUUUUAUUUUUUCCAAUUUGGCAGAUACCUUUGGUAUUAGGAAGCGUUGGGUAUAGUUUAAAGUCAGUCCAAAUGGCACAAAUAAACCUAGCUUUUACAAUCUGCACUGAGAACACUUAAACCAGAAUUAUAUGAAGAUUAAAUUCCUUGCAUGGAUUUUUUUUUACAAAUGAACAUGUUCUGUGGAUUCUAAUCAUAAGGAGAAAAAAUUUUUUUUUAAAUUUGUUCUAGGCAAUUUGAAUAAUUCCAAAGGUUUUGAUUUUCCAACAUGAAUAUUGUAUGGUACAAUUAAGCAUUGUGGUUAGCACUCUAAUUAAAAAAAAAUGUUUUCUGGUUUAAUAUAUCUGAAUCAACAGAUGCUGUAUGAAAGCAUCUAGAAUUAUAAGUGCAACUCAAACAUUCAUUAAGAACACAAAAUCAUUAUAACAUAAUGCAAGAGAUGUUGAAAACAUUUAAAUACACAUAAUCUGAUUCAUUCCCAUAAUGUAUCAUUCCACACACAUCAUAAAUUCAGUUACAGAAAUAAUUUAGCUAAAUAUACUAGUAAGUUUAUGUAUUUUAAAGCAUUACAAAUAAGCAUAAAGCAUUUAGAAGGUAUAGCCCUCCAUAGGAUAGUCCACUACUAUACUCUUUCUUGACUGGAUUGCAGAUACCACAGGAAACUCCCUGAAACUGGGCCAAAUGUGCCUCAGUUAUUCUUUGGUAUAUGCAGUAAAAGUAUCUCUGUCUUUUUAAAACACUUUGUGUCUUAAAAAGGGUUCUCUUACCUCUGUUUAGUUCAUGAACUAUGUGAAAAAUAUUAACCACAAGAAAAACAAAUUGUUUAUCAAAGAAUUGUCACCAAAUGGCCCUGUGCCUAAGCUUAAUAAUUUGUGCAAUACUUGUCAUCUUUGAUGUAUAGAUACUAGUAUUACAUAGUAGACCUUGAAAAUUACAUAUUUAUAACUUGGUGAAUGCAAAAAGCUCUACAUUAAUCACAAUAAUACAUUCUGUAAUAUCAGCAUUGACUGGAAAAUACUGACCAGUAAUAUAAUGUAAUUCUAAAUGUAUUGUUUAAUUUUGGGUGAUACACUAUAAUAACAAUUUUUUAAUGUGA
Molecule: messenger RNA, 6770 nt
Organism: Motacilla alba alba
Lineage: Eukaryota; Metazoa; Chordata; Aves; Passeriformes; Motacillidae
Product: pinopsin-like
Exons: 5
Coding region: 894-2021 (375 amino acids)
Biological process (GO): G protein-coupled receptor signaling pathway; visual perception
Cellular component (GO): membrane; photoreceptor outer segment
Molecular function (GO): G protein-coupled receptor activity
Source: RefSeq, a predicted model, not a curated record